GGGGCGCGGCGCGCCUGCUGGCUGUUGACAGCGGGCGGGAGAGCAAGGCGGUGACGGGCGGUUGCGUGCCCGCGCACAGUCUGUCAGUGGCGGGAGAGCGCGGUCAGUGCGCGCUUCUCCUCCUCACCGGCAGCACCAUGAGCGAGUGCGGCCGCCGCAGCGGCGGCCACCGGAGCUCCUCCGGCUGCAAGCGCGCCCGCAAUGGGGACAACAAAGUGACGGUGGCCCUCGGCGCGCAGUGGGGCGACGAGGGGAAGGGCAAGGUGGUCGACCUGUUGGCCACCGACGCCGACAUGGUGUGCCGCUGUCAGGGUGGAAACAAUGCAGGCCACACUGUUGUGGUGGAUGGAAAGGAAUACAAGUUUCACCUUUUCCCAAGUGGUAUUAUUAAUCAAAAAGCUAUCUCUUUUUUAGGGAAUGGUGUUGUAAUACAUCUGCCUGGAUUGUUCGAAGAAGCUGAGAAAAAUGAAAAAAAAGGCUUAAAAGAUUGGGAGAAGAGGCUGAUUAUUUCAGACAGAGCGCAUCUAGUGUUUGAUUUUCAUCAAGCAGUUGAUGGCCUCCAAGAGAUCCAGCGGCAAGAACAAGAGGGGAAAAUUAUUGGCACAACAAAAAAAGGCAUAGGACCAACAUAUUCUUCCAAAGCAGCACGCACUGGUCUCCGUGUCUGUGACCUUUUGGCUGACUUCAGUGACUUCAGUGGCAGAUUUAAACUUCUGGCUCAGCAAUAUCAGUCCAUGUUCCCAAGUCUGAAAAUCGACAUUGAAGGACAGCUUAAAAAAUUAAAGGAAUACGCCGAACGUAUCAGGCCGAUGGUACGAGACGGUGUUUACUUUAUGUACGAAGCUAUUCAUGGUCCACCUAAAAAGAUUCUUGUGGAAGGUGCCAAUGCAGCGUUACUAGAUAUCGAUUUUGGAACAUAUCCAUUUGUGACAUCCUCUAAUUGCACUGCUGGAGGUGUGUGUACAGGACUGGGAAUCCCUCCAUCAUGCAUUGGAGCUGUGUAUGGGGUCUUCAAAGCCUACACCACCAGAGUUGGGAUUGGAGCAUUCCCAACUGAACAAAUAAACGAAAUUGGUGAAAUGCUUCAGUCACGAGGCAAUGAAGUGGGUGCAACGACGGGAAGGAAGAGGCGUUGUGGCUGGUUAGAUCUAGUCAUACUGAAAUAUGCUAAUAUGAUCAAUGGAUUCACUGCCUUGGCACUAAUGAAGCUGGAUAUUCUGGAGACCUUUGAUGAGAUUAAAAUCGGUUUAGCGUACAAACUGAAUGGAAAGAGAAUUCCGUAUUUUCCAGCAAACCAGGAGAUUCUGAAUCAGGUGGAGGUUGAAUAUGAAACACUUCCGGGCUGGAAGAGCAGCAUCACCGCUGCACGAACAUGGGAUGAUCUUCCUCCAAAGGCUCAAAACUACAUCAGAUUCAUUGAAAACCACGUGGCAGUCCCAAUUAAAUGGAUUGGAGUUGGAAAAUCAAGGGAGUUUAUGAUCAAACUUUUCUAAGAAAAUAACAGGACAAGACUGGAUAAUUUGAACAAACAACCAUUUUAUUUGAGGAUAUAUAACUGACUGCUUUCCUAUUUCAAUUCAAAACUGUUUUAUAGUUGAACUGUUCCCGAUAUAGUGUAAAGUAUAAUUAUUUCACAAUAUCAGUUGUGUAUAUAAACAGUAAUGUAUUUUUAACUGAAGGAAGAAAUACUUGAAAUACCUUUCUUACUGUUCAUGUUCAUAUUGAAACAAAGUAUGGCAUCGAACCGCUGAUUGCAAUUUCCUUUAAAUGUUGAAUGAAAGACAUGUAAUACUCAUGAUCAAUUACACCUGGAGUAAUAUCAUUAAUACCACUCCAUAAUUUGUGCCUUUAAUGGAGGUUUUACUAAAAAAUCAUUCAUUUGCAUCUACUUUUUAAUUUUGUGAACUAACAUGGUAUAAAAAUGCAUGAUUUGCAGUGUUGGAUGUAUCCUGUUUGUGUUUGCAAUGAUUUAUACAGAAAAUCAGUCAGCUCACUCGUAUGAUAUAAAUUCUACACCACAGCUUCUUGUUUUUAUUUUAAGUAUGCCAGUAGAAUGUUUUUUUUUAAAGUAUACCAUAAUUAAAUGUUUUAAUAUAAUUAAUGAUGGCUUAAAUUACUUGGCAAUAGGUAAACAAUAUUCAAAUCAAAAUGUAAAAUAUUUGCUGAAAAAUUGCAGUCUAUGGCUUGAGUUGAACUAUUUAUUAAACAAAAAUGAGACAAACACUUUAUUUGAUAUUUGUCUUUAUCAAAAUAUCUUCGAGCUGUUGAUCUUUUUGAAAAUCAGAAAUGGUGCUUCUAUUUCCAAGUGCCCUGUAAGAUAUAUUAAGCAACAUAAGUAAUGCAUGACUUGAGAUUAUGUAACCACUCUAAUGAAUCAAGUUUCACUCAUCUGUUAGUUCUAACUUACGUCAGGGUUAAUGUUGUAUGAUGAAUCAUAUUCUGUCUUCCAUCGAUAAGUAUCGAGUUCCCCAAAUAUAUCUUUUGGGAUUCUUUUUGGUGUCUCACUUGAUAGUUGAAAAUUACUGUAAGGACUGACUUCACAGUUUAAUUCUUCAAUUCUUCUUGCAUAAUCUGCACUGUUAUGUUUAUUAAACAACCAGUUGUUAAUGAACAAA
Molecule: messenger RNA, 2615 nt
Organism: Amblyraja radiata (thorny skate)
Lineage: Eukaryota; Metazoa; Chordata; Chondrichthyes; Rajiformes; Rajidae
Gene: adss1
Product: adenylosuccinate synthase 1
Exons: 13
Coding region: 138-1493 (451 amino acids)
Biological process (GO): IMP metabolic process; 'de novo' AMP biosynthetic process
Cellular component (GO): cytoplasm
Molecular function (GO): GTP binding; adenylosuccinate synthase activity
Source: RefSeq, a predicted model, not a curated record